This is a messenger RNA of Lytechinus pictus (painted urchin), 4426 nucleotides long. RefSeq lists its product as uncharacterized. The coding region runs from base 26 to 1042 and encodes 338 amino acids. Gene Ontology annotation, molecular function: phosphoprotein phosphatase activity. The transcript is spliced from 5 exons. The record is from RefSeq and is a predicted model, not a curated record. Lineage: Eukaryota; Metazoa; Echinodermata; Echinoidea; Temnopleuroida; Toxopneustidae.
ACUCGCCGCGCGCGCCGGCUGCACCAUGAUCGAAAAUGGAAAUUUGCCACCGGUGACCUCGCCAGUAUGGAAGGACUUGGCAAUUCCCAUCGAGACACUACCAAACCUCAGGCGGGUGGACUGCCGGGGCAAGCUGUAUCGGUCUUCGAGACAAGACUUGCUCAGCCGCGCUGACACCGAGAAACUCAAAGAGUUGAGGAUCCAAUCUGUGAUUGACUUUCGCUCCAAGUCUGAAUACAAAGUUGCAAAUGGGGACAAAAUUUAUGAUCAGAAUUCUGCCAUUUUAGAAGUUGUUAUUCCUAAAGCAAAAGGAUCAGGACAGAGUACAACUACAAAACAAAUUAUUUCUGUGAAUGUGAAGCCAGUGAAAGUGAAAUCUUUGAAAGGUAUCCAGAAUAAGGAAAUUAAGAACCUACAAACUUUGAAUGAUGAUCAUCAUAGUGCAAUCAAUAGGAAGAGAUUUCUACUGGAUUUUUUCAAGCUUCACUUUGUUUGGACAGUUUUCAACCGAAUUCCUCUGUAUAAAAGAUUAUUCUCCAUUCUCUACCUCAUUGUGGAUAUUCUGUUUCGUACCCAUUUCCGAUAUUUCAUCCGAUAUUUUGCCAAAGAGACUCUCAACCCUGCUGGUUUGCUGUCAAGUUACAUAGAUAUGAUAGAACUCAGUGGCACACAGAUAUGUUUAGCCCUUCGUAUCCUGUCUGAUCCAUCUAACUUACCAGCCUUGGUGAGCUGCGCACAUGGAAAGGAUCGAACUGGAAUUGUGGUUGCCAUGGUUCUUUCACUAUUGGGUAAAUCUGAUGACUACAUUGCAGAGGAAUAUGCCCUUUCUGAAAUUGGAUUGGAUCCUAUAAGGCCUAGAGUUCAUCAAGAAAUAGUAGGGCGAACGAGAAUGGAUGAAUCCUUUACACAUGCUAGAAGAGAAACCAUGGAUGGUCUGCUUCAAUACAUUCAUAAAACAUACGGCAGUGUUCCCAACUAUCUUGAAUCCAUUGGGUUUGGAAAAGAAGAUCAGAAGAAAUUACUUCAAUCUUUUCAGGAAUGAUUGCAGACAAUGCUGCCCAGAUUAGGGCCCUGUUAAAUACAGCUUGGUAAUUAAUCUUGGUUUGAUUUCUAGGAUUGAUUGCAUUGAUUAUUGUGUAUGAUCAAUUGUAAAAACCAGUCCCACAACCUGUCGCUAUGUUACAUGGUCCUGGGGCCGUUUCAUAAAGCUGUUCGUAAGUUAAGAGGGACUUUAAGAACGACUGGUGAUCCUCUCUUGCGCGCUAAAUCAUCGCCAAUGGUGUGUAUCAUUUACAACAAGAAAGGAUCACCAGUCGUUCUUAAAGUCGCUCUUGACUUACGAACAGCUUUAUGAAACACCCGCCUGGUUUAUGAAGUCUCUAUGAUACGUGUAAAAUCAUUCCCUAUUGCCAUGAUAAUCACAUUUGAUAUGAUAUUUGUUACUUUGAAUAAAUAUUUUGGAGGAGAUCCUAUUCAGAAAAGUUGAGUUGGGGAUAGCUUUGUUGGUUGCUUCAUCAUCAUAAACUUUCCUCAAAGCUACUUGCCUGUCAUAUACAUGUAUUUCCAAAUCUUGAGAGGGUUAGAUUAAUAGGGCAUUAUCUUAGUAAUGAUAUUAUUAGCUCAUCCGGCCCGAAAGGCCAGAUGAGCUUAUGCCGUGGCGUGGCGUCCGUUGUCCAUCCACAAUUUCAAAAUGCUUUUUUUUUCGCCAUUUCAAUUUCAAUUCUGUUUGCUUUAUAUGAUAGCACUAGGUGGGGGAUUCAAAAAUUCUACACAGAAUUUUGAAACUCAUUAAAUAUGCUAAUUUAUGCACAUUUUUCAAAAUUCACAAAAAAUGCUUCUUUAUUUGUUGACCGAUGUUGAAUUUUUUUUACUAGAACAAUUUUUAUGCUAAUUUAUGCGAAAUUAAUUUAUGCAUAUUUUUAAAAAUUCACAUAAAAUGCUUCUUGUUUAUUUGUUGACUGAUUUUGAUUUUUUUUGUCAAUGAACUUAGAUUAUGUUGAGAGAAUCAAAACGAAAUCUUAACCAAAGUUUUUAAAUGUCAUAACUCUGAAAAUAUAUGGAUCUAGUUCAUGAAACUUGGACAUAAGAGUAAUCAAGCAUCAGUGAUCAUCCUGCGUGAGUUUUAGGUCACAUGACCAAGGUCAAUGAACUUUGGCCGUGUUGGGAUAUUUGUUUAAUCGCCAUCAUACAGUUGUAACCUUGAAAGUUAAUGGAUCUCGUUCAUGAAAUGUGGACUUUGUGGACUUUCGGGUAAUCAAGUAUCACUGAUUGUCUUGCACAAGUCUUCAGUCACAUGAUCAAGGUCAAAUGUCAUUUAGGGUCAAUGAACAGAGUAUUUCAUCAUCAUAUGGUGUUUUAAAACAAUGAUUAUUCUAUAGUUGUUUUGAAAGUCAUUGCUGCUAUAUUGAAUCGCGUAGUGAGGCGAGACUGUCAGAGGCGCUCAACUUGUUAUUUAGAGUGAAUAUAUAUUUGAUAGUUUCAGGAGAGUAGUAACCUGGGGCAGUAUUCUGAGGUCAUUUUAUUUUUAAAAUAUUUCAUUUUAUUUCUUAAAAUGAAAUUGGUAUUCUGAGAUGAUAUUUUAUCUCUCAGAUAAAACUUUAAAUGUUAUCUUGCGUAUCUAUGAUGAUACUCAUCAGAGCAGUGGCUGCGUAGACAUACCCAUCGCGUAUCUGGCCAUUGCAACGUGGGUGAUGUGCUUGCGCCCAAGUUACUUUGAAGAAAAAAUAAACUUAAAAGUGGGUUGGCGCUAUAUUAUCUCCACGACGUUGAUUUCAUCAAUAUUUCUAGGUGAAUUAACUCCAAAUGGUGACAUGAAAAUGAAGAAAAAUUAUGUUUAUUGAUAACAACAUCUUAACGUUAUUCCUGUACAAUCAGAAAGUAUUUUAUAAGACUUUUCUUGACUAAUAUUGUCUUUGAAAUGAUAAAAUGAAGAUAAAUUGUUCUCAGAAUACCAAUUCGGAAAGAUUUUAAGGGUAUUUUAUCUCACUGAUUUUAACGGAGAUAAAAUAUUUUAUUUUAUCUGAGAUAAAAUGAAUCUCGGAAUACCACCCCUGGAUAUUUGAUUGAUUUUAUAGUCUUAUACUUGAUUUUGUUGGUUAUGAUGAUUGCAUGUUUUUGGAUAUACAUGUUGACAUAGUAGGCUGCUGCAUAGUUAAUAUAGUCACCCAACUAUGUUAACACACAUGAUCAAAAGACUGUGUUAAUCUUCUCAUCCACACAAUCUAAAACUCUUUCAUUCAUUAUAUUCUGGUAGUGGAGAAAGUUUUAAAACAUGAAUAAUUUGUUUGAAAUCAUGAAAAUGAUUACAAAGUAGAUGAAAAUAUGAGAUUGAUAACUUAUUUACUAGUUUCAGUGUCUCUUGAAUCUUUAUAAUACGCUCAUGUUAUCUGUUAAAAAAACAACAACUCCCAUUUAGAGGUAUAAUUUACAUGUAAGCAAGUAAUGUGUUUGUAUUGGUGUAUGUACAGUACAAUUUUAUUUUUGUAACUCUUUAGUUCAUAUACAUAUUCAAUUGUUAUGAUUUUUUUAAAGUCAACAUUUGGAUUUUAUAAAGGCAAAGAAUGAAUCUUAUUGAGAAUAAGAUGUGUAGAAAGAGCAUGAUCAUUGAUGGGUUUAUCUGUUUGAUGCUAGGUUUAUCAUGGUAGUUAAUAGCGCGUUUUCGCCCAGCGUCGUACGACGCUAUCUACGACGUAGAACGAUCUCUUGGUUCGUGCGUCCGUCGCGCUCAACUCUCGCUUGUAAGCAGUUUCGCAAAUCGCUGAACGCGGCCGGAUCGACCGGAAGUACGUAGACUGCAUGACGUCACCACUACUAGGGAAAAUCCCGCGCCCGCGCUCUAUGAACUGGCUACAUCGGCUCAGCUUGCUCGCUCUACAAGCGAUCUGAUUGGCUGUUGACGGCUGUUGACAAAUCCUACGUUCUAAUGCGGACGCCCGCUAAUUUGCGGAAGAACCGUCCGUGAUUUGAGCUCAAGAACGCUCGGGCCUCUGUUUCCAUGGAAGUUGGCGAUUUUUGCACACGACCCUUACGUUCUACGUCGUACGACGCUGGGCGAAAACGCGCUAUUGUUUCUGCUGAGAGAAUUAUGUUUUAUUUUGAAAAUGAGCAAUUUCUGUGUAAUUGACGAGAUGUAUAUAUUUUAGCUCCACUAUAGUACAUGCUUAUACCGAUUUAAAAAAAAAACAUGCAAUGAAGGGGGAACUGAGCGCUUUAAAACCAUAAUCAGUGUUUGUGUCAUAUACAUUUUAUGUACAUGUUUGGUGAUCUCAGAGUAAAAUGUCUAAAGUUUUAAAGUGUAUUUUAGGAAAGUUUUAUUUUAUAUUGCAGAAAUAUUGAUUUUUAUAUCAUAAAUUCAUGGUCAUUGUGGUUGUAAUGUUACAAUUGAAAGGGAAAUGAUUUAUAUAAACUUAUUGAUAUGAAUAAUUAA